AUGUCCGUACAACAAACUCCGUCUUCUUCUUCUCCACCUCGUCAUCAGCAACGAGCUUACUCUGUUACAUCUAUGCCGAGUGAACUACAAAAGUCGGUUAUGAAGCAUCAAGAAGCCGAGCAUCAAGAAAAGAUUCGACAUAACCAACCUUGGUGGCAAUAUUACUAUCAACUCUAUCAUUAUCAACUUCCUCCUGGAAGAAAACCUACUGUUUUUGGUCCUUAUUUAUUGCUCCAAACCUUGGGUGAAGGUGAAUUUGGUAAAGUCAAAUUUGGUAUCCAAGUAAAGACAGGACAAGAGGUUCUUCAUCACCCAAAUAUUGUAGAGCUAUAUGAUGUGAUCGAAACUGAAAAGUACAUUGGUAUCAUUCUACAGUGUGCAACAGGUGGUGAAUUGUUUGAUUAUAUCCUUGCUCAUCGCUAUCUGAAAGAAAAAGACGCAAGCCGAUUGUUUGCACAGCUGAUAAGCGGUGUUCAUUACAUGCAUCAGAAACGCAUUGUUCAUAGAGAUCUUAAAUUGGAAAACUUGUUGCUAGACAAGCAUCGCAACGUGCUUAUCACAGACUUUGGUUUCGCAAACCAAUUUUCUUCAGCUCAAGACGAUUUGAUGUCAACUUCAUGUGGAUCACCUUGUUAUGCUGCACCUGAAUUAGUCAUGAACCAAGGUGUGUAUGUUGGACCUGCAGUUGACAUUUGGUCUUGUGGUGUCAUUUUGUUUGCCAUGUUAUGUGGUUAUUUGCCUUAUGAUGAUGACCCAGCAAAUCCUGAAAGCUACAACAUCAAUUUGCUUUACAAAUACAUUCUAAAUACACCCUUGAUAUUUCCUGAUUAUAUCUCUGAAGAAGCAUGCGAUCUCAUGAGCUUAAUGCUUGUUCCUAAUCCUGAAAAGAGAUGUUCUAUGGAAACCAUCAUGGCUCAUCCUUGGUUGAGCCCUCAUAAGCAUUUAUUUGUUGAUAAGGAAGAGAAACAAGAAACAGAACAAGAAGAAAUAGAAGAGGCGGUUGUUCCUGAACCUGUCAGAAGAAAUACAGUGAUGGAACCUGUUCAAGAAGAUAAGGCAUCCUCUUCGGCUGUCUUGAUUGAAGAAGAAGAAGAAGAAGAAGAAGAAGAGAAGGAGGAGGAGGAGGAGGAGGAGGAACAAACAAAAGAAGAGGAAGGGGAAGCAAUUGUUCCUGAAAAUCAAGAGGAUCAAGACAUGAAGGAUACGCCUAUGCAAGAGCUAGAAUUACCUCCUGCCGUCAUUCAAGAUGAAACGCAAGUUGAAACACCAAACAGCAUUGAAACACCAGAAAAUCAAACACCAUCUUCACCUUUACCUACAGCAAACAAAGUUCGUCCUAAAUCCACCGUAUCUUCUUCCACUGAAAAGGUUCUUCAUUUCCUUUCUGGUCAUUCAAACACGCCAAAACCAACAGCCUCACGUAACACAAAUGACAAGCGCACAAGGCACAUGUCUUUAGUGUCUGAGCAUGACGCAUCAUCACCUUCGAUUCUUCAAUCCAAGUUUCUAUCUAGUCUCAACCAUCAACGGAAGCAACAACAGCGACAACAGCAAACUUUGUCUUCUCCAUCGCCUAAUACAAGUGCAAGUACACCUCAUCCUGCUAAAAAGACGCAACCCAAACGUAAUGUACGUCUUAGCACUGUCACACCUCCUACGCCAACAGAAAGAGGCACGAGAAGAAAAACAUUAAGUUUGUUGGUCAAUUCAAUGACAGACAAUAAGAUGUCGUUCAAUCGUCGUCAAAGCCAUGCUCGUCCUAACGAAGACAAUACUCGUAUUGAAAUGAUGCCUUCUGUUUCUGAACAUACCAUGAAUACGUUGUCUGACAAGGACAAGCACAAGAGUACAGGCAAGAAACUCAUGGAUUGGUUUAAAAAGAAACCUUUAAGUACAAUUCAAAAGUCUUCCAAUCAACCUAUUCAUGACCCAUUAAUGCAUGAUCGUGUUCCCAGCAAUCCAAGCCAUGAGCCUAAACUACGCAUUCAUCACGGCGCAGUUGAUCAAGAAGCAUUAACAUCAAGAGCGCCUGCUCAAGUAUUGGUUGAAGUGAAACAAACCCUCAAAUCACUUGGACUCGAAUACAAACGCGAUGGUAGUGAAUUCAAAUUAAAGUGUGUGCGACCCAAGCGUGCUAUUGAGAAACGAAAGACACAAAUACAACCAUCCCAUUUACACAAUAAUGGCACGCCCUUCCGAAUGCUGUUGCGUAGAGCAAGUGCUUCACAACAAACAGACGAUAAACCAGCUACCAUUUAUGGUGAUCCUAACGCGGAUCCUGGAGAAGAAGUUCGCUUUAGUGUCGAACUUUGCAAGAUCAAGAAUUUGCCUGGAUUGUAUAUUGUCGAUAUGCGUCGAAUGAGAGGCAAUGUUUGGGCCUACAAGUUUAUUUAUCGUACCUUACUUGAUACGCUCAAAUUAGGUGGUAAGAGUGAGUAUCUUAAAACGACCACACAAAAAAAGAAGACACCUCCAUCUACAAGAGACAGUAGUAAUCGCACCAGCAUUAUCAGUAGUAGUGGAGGAAAUAGCAGUAGUGUUUUAUUAGAUGAUCCUGCUACUACAACAACAAAAGAAAUUGCAGUUUAAAAAAAAAAAUAGUAUCCCACCUUUAAUCUUAUAUCUUUAUCAUACCCUCCACUUAAUAAAGCAACAUGUACGAAAUAAGUAUUUUA
This is a messenger RNA of Gilbertella persicaria, 2675 nucleotides long. RefSeq lists its product as uncharacterized. Lineage: Eukaryota; Fungi; Mucoromycota; Mucoromycetes; Mucorales; Choanephoraceae. Gene Ontology annotation, molecular function: ATP binding; protein serine/threonine kinase activity; tau-protein kinase activity. The record is from RefSeq and is a predicted model, not a curated record. The coding region runs from base 1 to 2589 and encodes 862 amino acids. Gene Ontology annotation, cellular component: cytoplasm. Gene Ontology annotation, biological process: intracellular signal transduction; protein phosphorylation; microtubule cytoskeleton organization. The transcript is spliced from 4 exons.